AUGUCGGAACAACAAUUGUUAGAAGAAGCCAGAAAGGCCGUAUCAAACAAACAAUACGAUGAAGCAGAAUCAAAAUUCAAACAGAUAAUCAAUUCAACAGCCCAAAGUUCAACUGUUCCAACUGCCAAACAAUUACAACAGCAAGAAAGUGCCAUAUUGGAAUUGGGUAAGGUUUAUGAAACUUUGAAUGAACCAACCAAAUUGGAUGAAUUAAUAACUGAUUCCAGAACAGUAUUGGGUAAUUUUGCCAAAUCUAAAACUGCCAAAAUUGUGAAAACUUUAAUUGAAGAUUUUGAUAAAUUGGAAGGUGCCUUGGAUGUACAAAUUGGUGCCACUAGAAAAAGCAUGCAAUGGGCCAUUGAUUCUAAAUUGUCAUUUUUGAGACAAUCCUUACAAUUGAAAUUGAGUGAAUUGUUAUACAAAAAGAAGAAUUACCAAGAAGCUAUUAAAAUCAUCAAUGAAUUGUUACGAGAAUACAAGAAAUUGGAUGACAAAUCAUCAUUAGUUGAAGUUCAAUUAUUGGAACUGAAAAUAUACCAUGCUCUAAGAAAUAUCCCUAAAUCUAGAGCUGCAUUGACUAGUGCAAGAACAUCGGCCAAUUCCAUAUAUUGCCCUACUAUUUUACAAGCAGAAUUGGAUUGUCAAAGUGGUAUAUUAAAUUCAGAAGAUAGAGAUUAUAAAACAGCUUUUUCAUAUUUUUAUGAAAGUUUUGAAGGUUUCAACAGUCAAGACGAUCCACGUUCCAUCACUAUAUUGAAAUACAUGUUGUUAACCAAGAUUAUGUUGAAUUUGAUUGAUGAUGUUAACAACAUUUUGAACAACAAGAAUGUCAUCAAGUACAAAUCUAAGGAUAUUGAUGCCAUGAAAGCUAUUGCUACCGCCUAUUCAAAUAGAUCAUUAAAGGAAUUUGAAAACUCAUUGUUGACAUACUCAGAAGAAUUGAAAUCUGAUUCAAUUAUCAAGAGCCAUUUCAAUGCAUUGUAUGAUAAUUUAUUGGAACAAAAUUUGUUAAAGAUUAUCGAGAGUUACAGUUGUGUUGAAUUAUCACAUAUCUCAAAAGUUAUUGGUUUAAGUUUACCACAAGUUGAAGGCAAAUUAUCACAAAUGAUUUUAGAUAAGGUAUUCUACGGGGUGUUAGAUCAAGGAAAUGGAUGGUUAAUAAUUUACGAUGAACCAAGAAAAGAUGCUGCUUAUGAAGCAUCAUUAGAAUUGGUGAAAAAUUUAUCAAGUGUUGUUGAUUUGUUAUACGAAAAGGCAUCUUCAUUAAAUUAG
Messenger RNA from Candida tropicalis MYA-3404, 1272 nucleotides. It is a transcript of the gene RPN6, whose product is annotated as proteasome regulatory particle lid subunit. The record is from RefSeq and is a predicted model, not a curated record. Gene Ontology annotation, biological process: ubiquitin-dependent protein catabolic process. Gene Ontology annotation, cellular component: proteasome regulatory particle, lid subcomplex. Lineage: Eukaryota; Fungi; Ascomycota; Pichiomycetes; Serinales; Debaryomycetaceae. Bases 1 to 1272 code for a protein of 423 amino acids. The transcript has a single exon. Gene Ontology annotation, molecular function: protein binding; structural molecule activity.